AUGAAGAUGUCCAAUGGAAAUCUUAUAAAUCUCCAUUGAGAUAAGAUAACUGGCAAGAAUAACGCGCAACACCCUUUAGAAUCUAUUGUUUUCUCGGAUUUUCUCCGUCUCCGUCUCUCGAUUGAAAUUCAAUGAUUAAUUUGUGAUAAUACAAUAUAUAAACGUGCAAUAACAAUUGGAUUUGAAUUGUGUUUUUUUCAUUUAAUUGCAAAAAUAACAAACUUUGUAUAUUGAAAUGAAUACUUUCGUAGUUUUCUGUUUAAUUUUUUCCCCCAUUUAUGGGCUCGAUGCAACUCCAAUAGUUAAUUUGACUAGUGGCCCUAUUCAAGGUAAAGUUAUCGAAUAUGAAUCGAUUGGUGUUUACCAGUUUCUUGGUAUUCCAUAUGCAAAGCCGCCGGUUGGUAAGUUGAGGUUACAGUUACCAGUUAAACCAGACCCAUGGAAAGAGGUUAAAUCAGCGACUGAUUCAGGUCCAGCUUGUCUUCAACCACAUGUCAUGCCGAGUAUACAAGAAACCAGUGAAGACUGUCUCUAUCUAAAUGUUCAUGUUACUGAAUCAACUUUCAAUAGUUCAUCAGUCAAACAACGACCAGUACUUUUCUGGAUUCAUGGCGGUGGAUUCACAGCUGGAUCUGGAGUUAUUUUAGGACAUCCAAUUGUUGCAUUACAUGAUGUUGUACUCGUCUCUAUAAAUUAUCGUCUCAAUGCAUUUGGCUUUAUUCACUUUGGAGCUGAAGAACCCAGAAUUCCUUCAAAUAUUGGUUUGCAGGAUCAGCUGCUUGCUUUGAAAUGGGUCCAUGAAAACAUUCAAAAGUUUGGCGGUGAUCCAAAUAGCGUGACAAUUUUCGGCCAAUCUGCUGGUUCGAUUUCAGUCUCUGCUCAUUUAUUAUCUCCCCUUUCAAAAGGACUUUUUAAACGAGCUAUUCUUGGAUCAGGGACAAUUCACCUGAAUCACAAUGACGAUGCCUUGAUUACAGAUUCUUGGAAACUGUACAACAAAACAUCAUGUUCAGAAUCGAAAGAUGUUCUUGAAUGCAUGCAGAAUUUGCCAACAACUGAAAUUCUGAAUAACAUAAAUGAUAAAGCAAUAGCAUAUUCCUUCACCGUGGGCGAUGAUUUCCUUCCUUACGAACCAUCCAAAGCUUUUGCAGAAGGACUCUUUGAUAAUUCGAUUGACAUUCUAUUGGGCGUUGAAAGAAAUGACGGUUCGCUGUUCAUGACAACUGUCGAUCCCAUAGCCUUUGAUUAUCUAAAAGCCCCUGAGCCAAUAUCUUAUCAACAAGCUACAACAUACUUGAAGCGCAUUUUUGCUUCUGAUUCAGUCGACUAUUACCGUGAACUCUACUUUGGUCCUGAAACUAACAAUUCAGAUUUCAGGUUUCAACUUGAAAGAGCUUACAGUGAUGUUACCUUCAUUUGUCCGACUUAUGAGUUAAGACUUCAAUACGCUUUUAGUUUGGGUAAACAGGGCGGUAAAGUAUAGUAUGCUUAUUAUCACACUCAAAAGCCAGUCGACAUUAUGCCUGAAUGGAUAGGAAUCUAUCAUGGAGCUGAUGUGCCUUACGGUUUCGGAAUAAAUCUGCUAAAUCCUGCUUGUUCACAGAGAGAUGUCUCAUUGACUCGUGAAAUGAUGAAAAUUUGGACUCAUUUUGCUGAAAAUGGUGAGCCUCCAAUGGUUGGUGAAACUAAGUGGAAACCAUUCCAAGAAAGCAAGUCGGCAAUGAUAUUGAACAUUGAUGAUUUGGGAAAGACUGAAACGGAAAGAGUUCAGUUUUGCUACAGAGAAUGGCCUUAUAUGUCUCAAAACAUUAUUAUUGGAUUGGGCACGUUUCCAAAGCUUGGAUAAUUGCUCUAAUUGAAUCUGUUUUUUGCAAAACGGGGUGACAUUAGUGGUGCUGUUUUACGCCAUGAAAAAACACUUAUUUACUGAAAGAGAUUUUAAAUAAAAGAGUUGAGCUUAAUCGCUUUCCAUGAUACAAGAUUGAUACUUUGCUUAUAAGCGGGACAAAAUCGAAUUGUUUUCAUUCAGUUUUGUAUGCUCAUAUAGAAUUGUAAAUUGUAUUAAUAAAGAAAUGAGUUUAGCUUAUUUUAUGCU
Messenger RNA from Tetranychus urticae (two-spotted spider mite), 2095 nucleotides. RefSeq names its product acetylcholinesterase-like. Gene Ontology annotation, biological process: choline metabolic process; acetylcholine catabolic process. Gene Ontology annotation, molecular function: acetylcholinesterase activity. NCBI's taxonomy places the organism in Eukaryota, Metazoa, Arthropoda, Arachnida, Trombidiformes, Tetranychidae. Gene Ontology annotation, cellular component: plasma membrane. The record is from RefSeq and is a predicted model, not a curated record.